Pseudozyma hubeiensis SY62 is the source of this 357-nucleotide messenger RNA. RefSeq lists its product as hypothetical. The coding region runs from base 1 to 357 and encodes 118 amino acids. The transcript has a single exon. NCBI's taxonomy places the organism in Eukaryota, Fungi, Basidiomycota, Ustilaginomycetes, Ustilaginales, Ustilaginaceae. The record is from RefSeq and is a predicted model, not a curated record.
AUGAUCAUAAGGUUUUCGAUCGAUGUUCGAGAACAUCCAAUCUUGGCUACACUGCGUUGUGCCCCCCCGUCUCGGCUCGACCGGACCAUGCAUUACGCUGCAGACGUCACUGCCCAUGUGUGGUUCCUGAUUUCCGCGCUCCCUUUACGCCGUAAAUGGCAGUUUUCAACAUCUCUGCUCACGUUGCAAGUGACGGCGGAGGACAAAGUCCGGUCAGCCGCUGGCCGUGGGAACAUCACACGAAUUGGCCGCGUUCAACAUCUCCUCGAACGCCUUCGGUUGUCAUCGCGGUCAGCUGCUCAUCAAGACGCACAUGGAGUCACUGCGAAGUUCAACAUAGAGUUUUCCUUUUCGUAA